AUGGCACCCACAGAAUCCGCCAUCCUAUCGCACUACCUCCUCAUCCCCGCGCCCCUGCAAUCCAUCCAAACCCUCGACCAAUUCCGGUCCCUCUUCCCGCGCUCCUGGCAAGCACACCCCCAAGUGCGCCUCCUCUACCGCGACCUCCAAGCCCAGCGGAACGCCAUCAUCGACACCGUCACCGAGAACAUUGACGUCGAGGCCCGGCGGGGUGUGUCUAUGCGGCGAGAAGUACUGCGCGUGGCACUGGAAGAGAGUAGGGAUAAUGAUGGGGAUGCAGAAGUUGAAAUUGAGAGGGCGCUUUUUGGGGAUAAAUCCGGUGCCAAACGCUCGAAAUAUACGCUCCGCACGGUGAUUCCCGAAUUAGAUGGUGCGGCUGCGACGCUAGAGUCCGAGAUUCAGAGACUGGAGGAUGAGGAAGCGGACUUGGUGGCUGAGAUACGCCAGACUGUCGACGAUUUGAGUGACUUGCAGUAUGGCAAGCUUUCUAACGCGCGGCUAAAGGAUGGUGUUUUGGAGGGCCUCACUUCUUUACGGGAUGCGUGUGCGAGUAAGACGUAA
Molecule: messenger RNA, 561 nt
Organism: Pochonia chlamydosporia 170
Lineage: Eukaryota; Fungi; Ascomycota; Sordariomycetes; Hypocreales; Clavicipitaceae
Product: Cnl2/NKP2 family protein
Exons: 2
Coding region: 1-561 (186 amino acids)
Biological process (GO): chromosome segregation
Cellular component (GO): kinetochore; Mis6-Sim4 complex
Source: RefSeq, a predicted model, not a curated record